UUUCAGUUUAUUGCCAGUAUAUUGGCUAAGGUGAAGCCAAGACCGGGGAUGCGAGCAGCACGUGGCCAGACGUAAACAAACAGGCGGCGCGUGGUGAUGGUAGUGGCAUGGUGCUGUGUAGCGUUAUUUAGCUCGCCUGUACCUCUGCCAAGGCAAUCAUACACUUCCCCAAGAAAACUAUCACAACACUGCACGCUAAGGGUCAUAGUUUACUAAGCCCUUAAAUCGUGAAGAAAAGGGAAACAGGAAGGAGAGCCAUGACCCAGCUGAAGCAGAAGGGUGACCUGUUUUCGGUCAAGGUAAAGAAAGACCAAAAAGGCAGUAAAAAGAAGAAGAAGCAAGAUGGAAGUAAAACAGAUUUGAAGAAAACACAAAAGGCUGACCAUCUAUCUAGCAUUGAUGCUCAGCCAUUGACUUAUAAGACACUAACAGUGGGUCAAGUUCUUCUGGGUUGCAUCUCUGAGGUGCUGGAAUAUGAGCUGGUAGUGAGCCUUCCAGACAAGCUGAUGGGGACUGUCAGCCUGGCACACAUAUCAAGGUCAUACACAACACUUAUUUCCAAGUUGAAGGAUGAUGAUGAGGAUGAUGAGGAGGUGCAUGCCCUGCAAGACCUGUACCAACCUGGCCAGUAUGUGGUGACAAGUGUUGUUUCCAUCGAGAAGAUUAAUAGCUUGACAAAAGUUAGCCUGACAUUGAUGCCAAAUGAAGUGAACUUUGGUAUCUCAGCUUCAAGCUUGGCAACAGGAUUAGUGUUACCAUGUGCAGUAGCCAGUGUGGAGGACAAGGGCUAUGCAAUGGACACUGGCAUUACUGGUAUCAAUGGAGCAUUCUUGAAGAAAGAAGACACAGAUAAGUCCUGUACUCUUGGAGUGGGAAGUGUGCUGCGAUGCAUUAUAACCAACAUCUUUGGAGAUGACAAAGAAGACAGCUUUUACUUAACCCUGAGUGCCAAGUCCAAGGCAGUGAGCUCUGCAUUCCUCAACCUAAGUGACACAUUCAAUGUGGCUCUGCUUCUUCCUGGGACUGCUGUUAAAACCACCAUUUUAAAAAUUCAGAAUGAUGCUAUCAUCCUCAUGCUAGCAGAUGUUGAUGGCAUUGUGAGCCCUCUGCAUCUAGUCAAGCCUUUUGACCAGCUCAAGCAGUACAAUCUUGGGGACACUGUACUAGCAAGGGUGCUGUAUGUCACUCCCCUCAGCAAGGUGGUUCACUUCACACUACAAAAAAGUGUUUGCAGCAAGAGAUCUGCCAUAGAUCCUUUAGAGGAACUUAAAACUGGAGACAUCAUUAGAGAAAUAGAAAUCUACAAGACAUCAUCCAGUGGGAUAUAUGUGAAGCUGAGUUCAAAUAUUCGAGGAUUUUGCUCUGGCAAUCAUUUGAGUGACAACAGUAAGAUCCUGAAACACAUAAGCCGAGACUAUCCCGUAGGCAAGAAGGUCACUUGUCGUCUCAUGAAGUAUAAUCACAUGGACCAACUCUUUAUUGUUUCUUUGCAGAAAUCUGUCCUUGAACAACAAUUUGUGACCUUCAGUGAGCUGAAAUCUGGACAGAUUGUGGAAGCCACAAUGAGUGGAUAUGAUGACACUGGAGCAAGGUUGGCUGUAAGCAAAAGGAUUACUGGUCAUGUACCAUUUCUGCACCUUGCCAACAACCCAGUGAAGCAACCCGAGCUCAGGCAUGCCAAGGGCAACCAUGUCACUGCUAGGGUACUCAAGGUAGACUCUAAGAAGCGCCACCUCCUCCUUACCCUCAAACCCAGGUUGGUGAAUGCGAAGGAACCUAUCCUGACUGAAUAUACUCAAGAAGCUGAAAACAUGGUCACAGUAGGCUACAUCAUCAAAAUCAUGUCUUCAGGUUUAUUGAUCGGUAUGUUCAAUGAUGUGAAGGGGUUUGCUCCCAAAUCCCAAGUCAAUAUUCAGUCAAAUGAGGAUCUCAAUGCUGUGUUUGAGAAAGGUCAAGUUGUCCAAUGUAAGAUUCUCAAGGUGUACCCUGAGAAAAAAAACAUAAUUCUGAGUCUCCUUGUUGAUGGUGCAAAGCCACCAAAGGUGCCCAAGUUGAUGAAUAAUGUGGAGAUGAGAUCAAGAGUAAAGUGUGUUGUGGAUAAAGUGAUGCAAGAUGUCAUCAAAGUAAACAUCCUUCCUGAAAACAUUGAGGCUUCUAUACCUGUGUACCAUCUCUCUGAUUAUACAAGUAAAUGUAACCUUCUGAAAGAACUAAUUAAAGAAAGAGAUGAAAUAACAAAUGCUGUGGUAUUCAGUAAGACAACUAAUUCCAUCACACUAACUCUGAAGUUCUCUGUUAGCUUCUGGAUUGAUCAUGGCAGUUCUGAAGCUAUGCAUAACACAGAUUUAAUACCAAAGGAGAGCUAUCCAGCUGUUGUUUCUGACAUUAAGAGCUAUGGACUCUUUGUUGUGACUCCCUCAGGAAAUGCAGGAAAUAGAGGCCUUGUGCACAUUAAGAAUUUAUCCAUUGCUGGCAAGUGGAAUGAUACUAAAGACCUUGAAAUAGGUGUUGGACGGUCUCUUUAUGUCUCUUUCAAAGAUAGGGAUGAAAAAAGUCGUCCCAUAUUGACAUCAGCAGUAAAAGACAACUUAAUAAAUGCAACACAGUCCAGUCUUCAAGUGUUAUACAGCUAUCUGAAAAAUGAAGAAAUGGUUGCAAGAGGAUUUCUGUGUCAGGAAAGCCAAGAAGAAAAGUUUGCUAAGUUUAGAGUCGGAGAUAAGGUGGUGGCAUUAGUGACUGAGGUGACUCCCCAUGAGGUUCAUGUGAGGAUCAAAAACAGUACUGUAAAAGGAAUAAUACCUGGUGGUCACCAGUAUGACAAGGCUGCUCUAAAGGUUGGCCAGAAAGUAAAGGCUUGUGUUCUCCAUGUUAAUCAAGAAGAAAGGUCUCUUGAGCUCACUUUAAAACCGAAUCUUAUGUUUAAUAUACAUGUGAAUAAAAAUGAAAAGCUCAAAAUUGGAAUGAAAGUUAAAUGUGAAGUAGUUUUGGCAAAGAAUUUCUUCACUAUGGUGAUUAUGAAAAGUGAAUGUAAGGGGACAGUGGCCUAUCUACCCACAGUGAUGCAUAUGAACAUUUUGAGUGCCAGCUCAUUGAGCACUGUGGGCAAGAAGUGCUGGAUGGUGGUGAAGCAUGUAGAGGGACCAUUGGUGCUGGGGAUCUUGAAGCACCAUGACAAAGGGGAGGACUUUAACCUGACCUCCAAGUUACCACAGAUUGUUUUCACUCCUUGUGAUGAAAGAGAGGCUGAUAAUAAGAAUGAGGAAGAGGAAAUAGACAUUGGGGAUAGCAAGAAAAUUGAACCAGACAUAGAGGAUUCUAAGACAGUAUCAGAAAUGCAUGUUGACAGCAGCAUCCCACUGACCAAAGAAGAAACAAAGGUCACUAAGAAGAGACAGUUGGAGACCAAGGAAACAAAGAAACCUAAGAAAUUAAAAACCAGAGAAGUGGUAAUCCCAGAAGAUGAAAAGGAUGAUUCAAAUGAAGAAGACUCAAGUAGAAACUCAGUCAGUGAGGGAGAGGAAGCAAGUGAUAGUGAAAUGAAGGAGGACCCAAGGAGUGACAGUGCCAACCAUAAACCUUGCCUCACAGUGAAGACUGGCUUUGUGUGGGAUGUCCCUGACACCUUAGAAAAUCAUGAGUUAGAAUCUUCUGAAAGCGAGGAUGAAGAACAGUCAAAGAAAAAGGUGAAGCAACUGAAGAAGUCAGAUCGCAUAGCAAUGGCACAAGAGGAGGAGCAGCGCCUGCACCAGUUGGAACUGUCACGAUUGGAAGAAAGUCAAACACCACAGUCGGCUCUGGAGUUUGAGGCACUUCUCCAGAACAGUCCUAACUCUUCUGCUGUCUGGAUACAGUUCAUCAGUUUUCACCUUGAGAGUGCUGAGGUAGACAAAGCCAAAGCUGUGGCUCGGCGAGCACUACAGGUAAUAAGCACACAAGAAGAGGAGGAACGACUCAACAUCUGGACUGUGUUGCUAAGACUUGAAGUGUUGUAUGGCAGUCUAGAAACAGUGGCUGAAGUAUACAAGGAGGCUCUUGCCACCAGUGACCACCUCAAGAUCCACCUUGCCAUGGCCAUGGUAUACACUGAGGCCAACAAAAUCAAGGAGGCAGAGAGAGUGUACUUCAACAUGACUAAGAAAUUCAGUCAGGAGCUCAGUGUGUGGGUGAAAGCUGGCAUCUUCUUCUUCAGCCACAACAUGAUGAAGGAAGGCCGCCAUUACCUGGAGCGAGCUCUGCACUCCUUGGACAAAAAGGAUCAUGUGGAGCUCAUUAACCGGUUUGGCCAGCUAGAGUUCCGAUUUGGGGAGAUGGAACGUGGGAGAACCAUGUUUGAGUCUCUAUUGAGUACUUAUUGGAAGAGGAUGGACAUUUGGAGUGUCUAUGUGGACCUUCUAACUAAAAACAAUGAUAUUGAGGGAGCAAGACAUGUACUGGAGCGCAUGACAAGCUUGAAGUUGAGACUCAAGAAGAUGCGAUUUGUAUUCAAGAAGUUUUUGGACUUUGAAAAGGAACAUGGGAAUUCCCAGAGUGUUGAGGCAGUGAAGCAGCGAGUGGAAGAAUUUGUGGCAGCAACACUUCAGUGAGACACUUGAUGUUCCACAUAUUACUUGUUCUAUAACUAUUACAACUGGUGUACUACACUUACUACAACAGUAAAGUCAUUAAUACUGCAAAUUACAUUUGUUAUAAUAAUAUCAAAAUAACGACAGAAAUUGUACUCACUUUUAAUGAAUUUUACCAAAAUAUCCCUCCUAAGCUAGAUAAUCCAUCUAACAUAAACCCCCUCUACUUUUCUGAAUGUAAUUACCCAACAUCAAUGACUGUUCCACUAGUAAAUAUACACAAUGUCGCCAGUGUCAUAAACACCUUAGAAAACAAAAUCAAUUAUCAGUAUCUAUAUCAAAGCUGGUAAAGAUCAACUAGUUGUGCCAUUAGCACAGCAUCAAUCAGUUUCCCUCAGUGCCUUCAACAUGUAACAGUUAUUCCCAUCUACAAAAAAGAUUCCAAAGGUGAAUUAAAUAAUUACCAUCCUAUAUCAGUGUUAAGUGUUUAUACAGAAAUUUUUGAGAAAUUGAUAAAAGUUUCUCAUCAAUUAA
Scylla paramamosain (green mud crab) is the source of this 5096-nucleotide messenger RNA. RefSeq names its product protein RRP5 homolog (gene Rrp5). Gene Ontology annotation, cellular component: small-subunit processome; nucleus; nucleolus. The coding region runs from base 258 to 4583 and encodes 1441 amino acids. The transcript has 16 exons. Gene Ontology annotation, biological process: rRNA processing. Gene Ontology annotation, molecular function: RNA binding; protein binding. The record is from RefSeq and is a predicted model, not a curated record. Lineage: Eukaryota; Metazoa; Arthropoda; Malacostraca; Decapoda; Portunidae.